AUGAGUAGUAGAAUAAUUACGAUAAUUAAACAUAUUAUUACAUAUAUAUUUAAAUAUAAUCAGUUUACAAAUGAAGGAUUAGAAUAAUAUUAAAACAGCUAUUGGAGACUUGAUAUGUAUUGGCUUAAAAAAAUGAAUAAUUGAUUUAACAAAAGGAGUAUUCGUAUUAUUUCUAUGAUAUACAGCAUUUUCAACAUCUGACCCAGAAUAUAUUUGAUAGAUUCACAGAUUAAAUGCAACUCAAGGACAUUAUUUGAUAAAAUAUGGUUAUAAUUAGAGAUAGGAGAUCC
Molecule: messenger RNA, 290 nt
Organism: Paramecium sonneborni
Lineage: Eukaryota; Ciliophora; Oligohymenophorea; Peniculida; Parameciidae
Source: the annotation of a GenBank genome assembly